Molecule: messenger RNA, 1609 nt
Organism: Schizophyllum commune H4-8
Lineage: Eukaryota; Fungi; Basidiomycota; Agaricomycetes; Agaricales; Schizophyllaceae
Product: Molybdopterin binding protein
Exons: 10
Coding region: 76-1332 (418 amino acids)
Source: RefSeq, a predicted model, not a curated record
GUCAGCUUGCCUGCUACCCAGAACGCCUACGUCUUGGGUCCGACCGGCUACUACGACUGUCUUGCAGCAUCCAGCAUGAGCCGCCCAUCCGUCCUGCGUAGCGCAGCGGCCGUAGCUCGGGUUGGGCGCCUUCCAAGACUUCCAUCUCACGCAUGCUACCACAGCGUGCCUUCAAGACCUUACACCACCCCAUCCGCCUCCUCGCAUGUACCUCCCGUCAACGUAACUUCAACAUCGCCGCCCGAGCCCUCCUUCCCUCUAUCCCCCAUCCCCGAAAACCCGCUUGGGGACGGCCGUUGCAUACGUGAGGCUGCCGCUCUAGUCAUUGGAGACGAGAUUCUAAACGGCAAGACGCUGGACAGAAACUCGAAUUACUUGGCAAGAUACUGCUUCGCAAAUGGCGUGAACCUGAAGCGCAUAGAGGUCAUCCCUGACGAUGAGGACGAGAUCAUCGAAGCCAGCCGCCGCCUUACCAGCAAAUACGAUUUCGUAGUUACGAGCGGUGGGAUAGGCCCUACGCACGAUGACAUCACCUACGCCUCCCUCGCCAAAGCCUUCGGGCAGACCCUCCAGCACCACCCAGAAACGAUGCGGCGCAUGGACGCCAUUAACGCCUUUCGGAAGACCAAUUUGCACACUAGCCCUGAGCAGCGCGAGGCGUACCUGCGGAUGGCGCUCUUCCCGAGCGAGGCGGAGGUUAUAUUCGUGCGGCCGGAGAUAUGGGUGCCCGUCGUGCGCCUGGCGGGCCGUUUAUACGUCCUUCCAGGCAUCCCCGCACUCUUCCAAAAGAUGCUGGAUGCGCUGACACCCUUCCUGCCGCUGCCCGAGGCGACAGAACGCCUGAAGAGGAUGCAGAUAUUUACGGACCGCCGCGAAUCCUCCAUCGCGCCCUACCUCACCGAGCUGCAAGCCCGCCUCCGCCCACGCGGGAUCUCCGUCGGCUCGUACCCCGUCGUCGGCAAGGGCGUGUUCAUCAGUUUGAUUGGACGGGAUGCGUCGGGUGCUGCGUCCGCGACUGGUUCCUGCCUCAAAUCCAGCACACCUCCGCCGGCACCGUUGACGGGUCUGGGCGCGGUCAGCCAGUCCGAUGAAGGGCUGGCUGAUGGUAGAGGAGGUGGUGGUGGAGGAGGUGGGAAGACGACGACGACGGAUACCCUCUCGCUCGCACAGAUCGCCGAAGAGGUCGAGCAAGCCGUCGGCGGGCGGAUUAUUGGGGAGGAAGAGGUGGAGAGUGUGAAGCAGGACAUCCUCAAUGGUCAUGACUGCUUGGCCGAUCGACCGGCGUGGCGGAGGGUGACGGCGUUCGAAAAGACGUCGAAUGGUAGCGAAUGAGAGCUCGGCGAAGAUCCUUGCAGUCCUAUUCGAAGGUGAAGGACCCACCGAAAAGCGUCGAUGAUUACGAGGUUGUUGUGGGAACGUCUCGCUGCUUGCCGUGGCUGCUAUAUUGCUUGGCGCAGUACCUGUCGUCUUGCUGCAUUUUUGGGGCCGUGCAUUCUUUGUGCGAAUGUUCAACGAGUGUAUUUGUAUCCGGAGCCCACUGCUCAUGUUGCCGUGUAUGUACGUAUAAUGUACUUGUAGCCGUUAUAUCGACAUCCUAUAUUGACUGGCA